Molecule: messenger RNA, 1225 nt
Organism: Solea solea (common sole)
Lineage: Eukaryota; Metazoa; Chordata; Actinopteri; Pleuronectiformes; Soleidae
Exons: 6
Coding region: 23-718 (231 amino acids)
Source: RefSeq, a predicted model, not a curated record
GGAUAACAUCAUACAAGUAAUCAUGAGAUCACUCACAAGCUGUCAAGCGUCAGACAUGGAGCUGCUGUUUUGGAUUUCUCUCGUCCUCACCAACCUGCCAGUAACGGAGAGUAUGAGAAAAGUAAAUGCCUGCUUAAGACAGCCACAGAAGGAGAUCUUGAAGGAACGAGGACAAGUCGUCGUUUUGCCUUGUAAUGGCAGUUCAGAAUGCUUAGCCAUUGGCGUGCGUUAUGAGUGGUUUCUUUUCAAAGAGCACUCACAUCUUCGUCUCAACCUGCAGGAUAAUCCUCUCAAAUACACAUUGAAUGGAGCAUCAUUACGCAUCAAGUCACUUCAGAAAAAUGACAGUGGAAUCUACCACUGUGCUGCAGUGUGUUCUGAACUCGCUGCAGAGAGUGGCACACAGCAUGUUGGGCCGGGUACAGUUCUCACAGUGACAGGAAAGGUUAAAACAGUGGCAAGCAACAUUCUUCUAUGGUCAUCAUUUGUCCUGUUGGUCAUCUACAGCAUAGCAAUUGUGACACUCAUCAUUUUAAAAAAGCACGGCCGCAAGAACUACUCAACUACAACAACAAAGUUCCAUGAUGUGCUGCAAGAAAUGAACAGCAGGAGGAACUUGGAAAAGGGCAAACAAACUGUGGACCAAAGCAGUCUCCAAGUUGAGGCUGCAAAUGCCAAAUUCAACAGGUCAGCUGAUGACAUCUAUCAAAACGUCUAACUGAUGGUCAAAGAGAUUAAUUGGCAGCCAGACCUUUGUCUUCUCAACUGGGGAAAAUGCAAGUCAUGAAACACCAGGACACUCGCGUGACUGAGGAAAUUGACACAUCAGCAGAGGUUGCUCACAGUUUCACAUGUGGCGAAAGGCGGGGUUCACCCAGGAUAGAUCGUCAGUCCAUCAUAGGGCCAACGUACAGAAACAACCAUUCACUCUGACAUUCACACCUACUGUCAAUUUGGAGUGUGGAAAGAGGCUGGAGGACCCAGAGAGAAGCCACAUGCUUAUGGGGAGAACAUGUAAAUUCAUAUAAAUCAGGCACCAAUGCUAGCCACUGCACCAAAACUGCCAGUUUUAGCACAAAAAGUGGGGCAAUAUGUUACGGAAACAUCAUGUCGACAGAUUCUGCUCAGUUAUGCCCUUUUCGUCCUUUGCAAAGGUGAAUAUUAAUAUAUAUUUUAAUUUUGUGAAUAUAAUGUGAAAUGUAAGCAAUUAAUUUAUAUAUAUAUA